Molecule: messenger RNA, 588 nt
Organism: Insectozyma verbasci
Lineage: Eukaryota; Fungi; Ascomycota; Pichiomycetes; Serinales; Debaryomycetaceae
Source: the annotation of a GenBank genome assembly
AUGUCAGUUAUUACAACAGAAAGACAAUUUGUUAAUACUUAUAUUGAAUUAAUAUCAUUAUCAAAUAAACAAUCAUCAAUUGAUAUAGAUUAUAAUAAAUUACAAUCUUUGGGUCCAUCGUUACCAAAAUAUAAUUAUAAAUUUCCUCCAAGUACCGCGAAUAACGGUGAAAGUUCGUAUUUAUUGAAAUUCAAAUCCAUUAAACCACCAUUUAAGUUCACUACAGAGUUAAAAAUAACAUCAAAUGAAUCAAUAUAUAAAAUUAAAUCAUUAUUAAUUGAUCAAUUAAAUUUGAAAAAAGAAGGAAUAUCUCCAAAUGAUAUUAAGUUUUUAAUCAAAUCAAAGGUAGUUAAUGAUUCGAUAAAUAUAGAUAGUUUAGGUUUAGGGUCAAAUGAAAUAUUAAUUAAUUGUAUGAUUACUCCUUCAACUAAACCAAUAGAAGAAGAUCAAGAUCAAGAUCCAGAUAUAAGCGAACCAUUGACAAUUAGUGAAGAUUCAUGGAAUAAAAUAUAUGAAAUUAUACAAUAUAACAUUAAAGAUGUUAAUAAAUCAAAAGAAUUGAUUGAGAAGUUUAAACUACAAAUAUGA